AUGAGUGCUCUACUAACAAUUCCAAUAUAUCAAGAUUGUCGAUUAUUAUGCAGCAAUAAAUAUCUUGAAUCAUUGAGAAAUGUUAACACUGAUUCUUGUCAAUGUCAUUCAGAUCGAACAACUUCGAUUCAAUAUAAAUGUAAUUGUUCACCAGACUCGGUAUGUGUUGGUUUCAUAAAUAAUCGAUCAAUUUGUCUUUGUUCUUUAACAAAAGUUGGUCCACGAUGUUAUCUUAAUUCAAUGUGUCAAAUGGAUACCUGUAAGAAUAAAGGUAUUUGUGUGCCAUCUGAUCCUCGAUAUUCUUCGACAAAUUUCACAUGUGUCUGUCCAGAGGGAUUUUUUGGCGACAAUUGCGAAAAAAAAGAUGUACAAAUUGACAUAUCAUUUUCUGAUGUAGAACUUACACAAUUUAUAUUGAUUCACUUCAUCAAAGUGGCAAAACGUCAUCAUUUGAGCACAGAUCCAGCACCCAGUCGAAUAACUAUGUUCAAGAAAAUUCCAUUUAAUCAAAAGAUAAUUACAUUUCAUAUGGCAUCAGAUUUUCAUCUUGUCUUUGUUCAACUUAAGAAUGUUUAUUAUUUGAUUGUACUUCAGCAUGAAUAUACACCUUCAGUUGUUAUUUCUACACAAAUUUCUUCAUCACAACGUUGUCCACACAUUCGAGAACUUCUUGAUGAAGUCAUUGUUGGUUAUUCGAUUCUUCGUCGUGUAAAAUACUAUCAUACAGUAUGUAAACAACAUUCUCAUCUGAUGUGUUUUCAUGAUAAUGAGACAUUUAUGUGUUUAUGUACACAAGAAAGACAUGCGAAUUGUUUUCAUUUUAAUUUUAAUAUGACUUACGAUUGUUUGGGUCACAAUGAUUGUCAGAAUGGAGCACAAUGCUUCCAAGAUCAUCCACAUUGUCCAACAAAAACUAUAUGUAAUUGUCAAGAAUGUUUUUAUGGUGACAAAUGUCAGUUCACUACCAAACAUUCUGGUCUUUCACUUGAUUCUAUUUUGGGUUAUCAUAUUCAACCAUAUUUAUCGAUAAAUCAACAAUCUUUACCUGUCAAAAUCAGUAUAACAUUAGUAACAUAA
Messenger RNA from Adineta steineri, 1077 nucleotides. Lineage: Eukaryota; Metazoa; Rotifera; Eurotatoria; Adinetida; Adinetidae. The record is from the annotation of a GenBank genome assembly.